This is a messenger RNA of Phytomonas sp. EM1, 1782 nucleotides long. The record is from the annotation of a GenBank genome assembly. NCBI's taxonomy places the organism in Eukaryota, Euglenozoa, Kinetoplastea, Trypanosomatida, Trypanosomatidae.
AUGCCCGUCGUCAGCGCCCUCGACCUCUACCAAGGCAGCAUCCGCAUCCUCCACUUCCCCAACGACACCGCCCUGACGUCUAUCAAGAAUACUAAUCAGAAGCAUAGUCAUAAGAAAUGGGAGCUUUCGUCGCUACCGGAUUGGGUGCGGCCCAGGCUGGAUCCUCGGCAGCCGUGGGCGGUGAUCUCCGAUCAUCACGCGAUGCCGCUGCAGCUUCUGCAUUGCUGCUUCGAUCCCCACGUGAGCAGCUGGCAGCGGGCAGCCAUCGCCACGUUCUCAAUGUUCCCGCCACGGCGCCUACGGCACUUGCAAAGGUACUGCCGCCACCUCUCCAGUGGCCUCCGUGGAUGGGGGAUUCGCCUCGCAGAGGAGCCUCUGCGAACACGGCAGAUAUCGGUGCUGCCGGUGCCCGAAAAGAUCGUGUCGCGGUCGAAACCACAAUCAUUAUUACCACUCCCUUUUUCACUUCCACAGCAGCAGGCGCUUCUUCAAUCAUGCGGCGGGAUCGCGUCGUCGGUCGCCUCUUUUCCAACAACGGUCGUCAUUCUUGGUGUCGCGGGGUCGCGUUGCAGCUCGGAGGAAACGGAUCGGAUCGCGCUAACGGCGCGGCGCAUGGCGACGUACUUCAACGCGGAGAACAACGUUGCCUGCGUGGAAUCCGAAGAGGCGGCUGUGUGCUUCGUCAUCGAGCGGCUUCUCGAGCCCACAGCGGUGAUGGAAGGGGAAGGGGAAGAAAAGGUCCCCUCCGCGAUGCGGCUACGCGAUAUUAACACAGCGGUGAUUUUAAUCACGAUGGAGCCCGACUCGCGGGCGACGCGGUGGGUGAUCGCAGAGUGCCUAAGUCGCGGCAUUUUACCUGUUUGCAUAUUGCCGGCGACCACGGCCGCGCGGGCGUCGAUUUUAUGUGGAAACAUUCGGCGACAGCUGUUUAAUAAGUUCGAGCGCGACCCCUUACGCGGCGUGGAUCUCGCGAAGGAGGUUCCAGUAAUUGCCGGGCUACGAAUGCUUUUUGUCGGCGUCGACGCCUGCCAUACGAACGCGAUAAGCACCGGCGCCGUUGUCGGUAUCCUGUACACAAAAAACGGGAAUCACCUCAUCUCGCGGUUUUGGCGCCAGGAAUCGCGCGGGCGCGAGGUCGCGCAGCUCAGUAAGCAGCUUCAAAAAGUUCUCGACGAAGCCGACGCGCUCUCCGGCGGGAUCGAUCAGCUCGUCAUCUUUCAAGACGGCAACGUUUUCAGCGAGCUCUGUCAAAUCAAAGAGCUGAUCGCCGCCUGCAUGCCAAGCUGUGGGCUCACCUUUAUGUGCUUACACAAGCGAAGCAAUAUUCGCUUCGUGUACGAACGCUCCGCCGCCUCGUCGGAUGGGAAGGAAAAAAAGGGCUCAUUGACGAAGGAUCUCACCGCUUCCCCGAGCGGGCCGCCGAUGGGGAGCUUCAGCAACCUUGUCAAAGGGGUUUUGAUCCCCGCCCUCGCCCCUGUUUCGCUCGACUACGAGGUGGUCGCCCCCACCUUCUACCUCCAGACGCACGACUGCGAGAUGUCGACGGCGCGUAUUGUGAAGUACACCGUGCAUCAUCAGAGCCCCACGCUGGAGAUCAGCGACGUGCAGCAGCUCGCGAACGUCAUGGCGAAUAUCAUGUCGCCGCAAGCGACGAAGCUGCCGAUGUCGACGCGUUGCGCGCACCGUCUCGCCGAUCAGGCGGAGCGGCUGCUCGACGCCGUUCCGCAGCUCCGAUGCGAGAUGAUUCCGGAGCCCGUGAGAAGGCGGCUGUGGUUUAUGUAG